CACAGGUAGCGUGCCUGCGCGGAUUUUUCUUCAAGGUGCUGGAUUAACACAUGAAGGCAUUUAGGGGUCAGCCUGCAGGGCUUGAUGUGGGUUUGGGGAGCCCGCUACCUGAACCUGUGAGAGGAGGAGAAGAAGAGAGAAAGAAGAGAGGGAGGGAGGCUGUGCGCUCCUCUCCCGGCAGAGUGCGUCCAGCUCCACGCACGCACACCACCGGGACUCACUCGGCUUCCAGGCAUCGAGCUGGAUGGUCUCCCCCGCUCCUUCUGCUGGAUAUCGCAAAUGAACAGUUUUGCCAACGCAGGCAAACUCUUCCCACCCGAGCACGUCCAGCCUCCUGCACCCGAUCCCCGCUGUUUUUAAAUCGUUGGCGUGUUUCGGCGACCUUUUCCCACCCAGUGCCGCUUUUGGAUUACGGAGGAGACGGAGCAGCCCGGGCACGCGAGACUCUGGGGAUAAUGGAACCGUGGUUAAAGUUGGUGCUGUUUUACAGUUGCUGUUUUGGAGCAAGUGCGGAGUUCGAUGGAAGGUGGCCUCGGCAGAUGGCAUCAUCCAAUGGCCUGUGUCGAUACGGGGCCAGGGUGGACUGCUGCUGGGGAUGGACGCGCCGCUCCUGGGGUCACUGCCAGCCUUUCUUCGCCUUAACUCACAGAGUAGUCGGGAUAAGGUGCCAGCCCCAAGCCGUGUGCCAGCCUGGCUGCAAGCAUGGAGAGUGCGUGGGACCCAACAAGUGCAAAUGUCAUCCGGGCUUCACCGGCAAGACCUGCAACCAGGAGGAGACGCUGGACUAUUUAACCCCCCCGGUGUGGGGCGGCUACCUUCCCGUCUUUCUUCCCGUGGACCAUCAGCCAGUGGAAGUGGUGACGGAGGACCUGAAUGAGUGUGGGCUGAAGCCGAGGCCCUGCAAACACAGGUGCAUGAACACAUACGGGAGCUACAAGUGCUACUGCCUAAACGGCUACAUGCUGAUGCCUGAUGGGACCUGUGGAAACGCUCUCAGUUGCGCCAUGGCCAACUGCCAGUACGGCUGCGAGGUGCUGAAAGGAGAGGUCCGAUGUCAGUGUCCGUCGCCGGGCUUGCAGCUGGCUCCAGAUGGAAGAACCUGUGUGGAUGUGGAUGAAUGUGCAGCAGGGAUAGCAGUCUGUCCCCGGUUCAGGAAGUGCAUCAACACCUUUGGUAGCUACAUCUGCAAGUGCCAUGAAGGGUUCGACCUACAGUACGUUAAUGGGAAAUACCAGUGCAUAGACGUGGAUGAGUGCUCUUUAGGCCUGAGCCACUGCAGCAGCUUUGCCACCUGCUACAACACGCCAGGCUCAUACAAGUGCAAAUGCAGAGACGGCUACAGGGGGAUGGGGCACGACUGUAAACCCAUUCCAAAGGUGGUUAUUGACCCCCCGAGACCAGGCAAACUGCCUCCCAAUCAUCACAACCACAUCCCCGACCUGGAUCACAAAAGGAUUACCACGGUUCGCCCAUCAGUGACUCCAAAGAAAACCUUCCCCAUUGUUCCAAAACCGCCAGCCCCGGCCACAACCAAAGCCCCACCAACCCCCAAGAAGGUCACCCCACCUCCACGCAGGCCAGCAGUUCCCACUCGAAAGCCUUUCGUCCCUACCAGAAAGCCAUCCAUACCCACACGUAAACCCUACGUCCCGCCAAGGCCAGUGGCUCCCACGAGAAAACCGCCACUACCGACCCCACCAGCAGUUACACCAGUAGACAACACCAUCCAGAGGGAGGUCACCAAACAAAGAGGAGAUGUGCACAUCCCCAGGAAUCCCGGCCACAACACCGUUCUCGACAUAGAUUUUGACAUUGAGCUCGGCAACACGGCAGACGAACCCCAGGAUGACCCAGACUCGGGGUAUUUGAGCUGCUCCUUUGAUGACGGUCUUUGUGGUUGGAUCAGCGACAAAGAUGGAGACCUGCACUGGGAGACGACGCCUGAUCCAACAGGUGGACGGUAUCUCACCAUCCCAGAAACAGGAAACAAGAGGACGGGACGGGGGGCCCGGCUAGUACUCCCUCUCACCCCGCCGUGGAAUGAUGGCAAUUUGUGCCUGUCGUUCCGACACAAGCUGGCAGGCCACCACGUGGGAAUGCUUCAAGUGUUUGUGAAGAAGGGAAAGCAGUUCAGCCCUGCAGUGUGGGGUCGAACGGGUGGCAACGGCUGGAGGCACACCCAGAUCACUUUGUGGGGUACAGGCCUGGAAAGUGUUAUCUUGAAGGGGGAGCGUGGGAGAGGGCGAAGUGGAGAGAUGGCUGUGGAUGAUAUCACCUUAAGGAAAGGCUCCUGCACAGAGGAGCACAAUCUGAGGAGACUCUGACUGACAGAACAGUGAAGGGCAGACAAAAAGGACAACGAGAGGAAAAACCACCAUAAAGAGAAUUGACUCUGUUGCGACACCUCCUUAUUCUGCUCUGAUCCUCACUUUAUCCCAUCUCAUCUCCCCAGUCCUCCUGUGAGUGGCAUCAAAAAUUAUGCAUAUGCAGAAUAGUGUUACAGGAGGUUUCUCCUAUUCAUCUGUCCAUGAUCAAGAAGGACUCAGCCGAAUCUCAUGGGGGGUAUUUUUGGCUGCACGCUCCGGUCCGCUCACCCCACAAUUUCAAUUCUCUGAAAUCUGCAUGAAUUAUGGAAAUGUGCUGCAUCUCUUAUAGCCCUGGCAGCCUUCAGCCACACCAGGAAGAAACAUCUAUUCAUGCGUUUUUUUUUUUCCAGAGAGAGAUCUGUUCCUUUGCCUUGCACCUUUGCGUUGUCCCAUUAUUGUAAACAAAAUCUACGUUUUUUUUAUUUUCUUGCUGUUGAAUCACACAACCAGAAAUGCAGCUUGUGACUGUUUUUGUUCAGGAAAAAUAUGAAACUUGGUGCUGUUGUAUUUUUAGGACAAGUUCCAUUUGCCAAAAUAGGAUAUUAAUUUUUUUUUUAAAUAGAUUUAAUACCACAUUAAAUAACAAAGUUCACAGUGCCACCAUGAUACUCUAUGUAAGUUGUUAAAUAAAUAUUCAUACUGUAUAUGUAUUAAAUUAUAUGCACAAGAUCAGCAUAUUAAUUGACGUAUAAUUAAUGCAUUCUAUACUUAAUCAUCAUGGAUUCUUUAAGUUAUUGAUAGAUUUAAAUUGUUAUACAUACAUUUCUUUAUUUCAUUCCUGUUUUUAUUACAUUUCCAAUAAACCAUUCAGACUUACAUGAAUUUAACAAAGUAUUCAUUUAUCAAUUAGUGGUACUUUGGGUCCUUUGUAAAUUUUAAACAGGUAAAUUAAAGGGAACGUUCAGUUUUUUGCGUGUAUUGAGUAUUCCCGCUACAAAAGCUCUUAGUGGUUUAGGUGACGGCAUCGUAUUUGGAGACUUUGUUACAUGUGUUUUGCAGUCUUGCACAAGACAUGAAGAGUCUUCAAUGUAAAGAAAAAAAAACUGGCUGACCCAAGGGUUCAGUCUUUGUUGGUGACAUAAAAAAGUAAUUUUAUUUGAGCUUAUUUGAGUUCUGCAUUUCUUUUUGACUCUCCAAAAGGAAUUUCUCCAAACAGAUUUCUGAGUGUUUCCUGCAGGGGAGAUAACGACUAUAUAUAAGUGCUCAUAUGCACAAAAAAAGACCCUACCUUUACAGCAUGUUUUUUUUUUUUGUUAGUCUAAUAAGACAGCUGUUGUACAUGGUUUUUAUUUCACCUGCUUAACAAAAUAUCUAAAACAUCUGCUGACAUGAGAUCAUUAAUCUCAAUGUUGUCCUUCCUGGUUAAAUAAAGGAUUAAUAAAACAAUAAAAACAAUUAUGUAUGUCUCUAGCUGUAACUGAUUAAUUGGAGACAUACAUAAUGUCUGUUGUAAACAAUAAACACACCAAAUGGAGUAUGUUUUUUUUGCCUGCAAUUUUAAAUGACUUUACCAUAAACUGUUUUUGUUAGCAGAUCUUAUACUUGUUCAUUUACAUUGUGGCCCUGGAAAAUCUCUUUAUCCAUCCAGUUCAGCUCUACAGCUUCUGCCUCCUAUUUCAUCACCAAAAGGACUUCAAAAAUCUCACUUGCUUGUCGGAAUGUGGUCAUUCUUGCACUGUAAGAAAAAAAAACAUUCUUUUAAAAAAAUCCUGUGAAAAAUCCUGGUGAUUGAUAUUACUUAUUGCUGUGGAUGAUCCUAUGUGUCUUGGAACAGCACAGGGUUUCUUUUUUUCCCCUGCAAAUUCAGAUCUGUUGUUCAGCACCGUCUCCAUCCUUAAUUUCAUCUGACGCCCCCAACUGCUCAAAACUCUCUUCAGAGACCUGAAGUAUAUAAAACAGAGCAGGCAAAGGAUUUUGGACACUCAAAAAUAAGCAGUUUCUUUGUAUUGUGCUUUGUUAUAUUAAAUAUAUUUGUUACAGACAAUGAUUGAAAAAAAAUGAUAUGAGCAGAAUGCUAUAUUUGUAAAUGUAGUCGUGUGUACAUACUCUGUACAAUGCCAUAUACUGUGUGAUUUAUAUGUUAUGUAAAUUCAUAUAUGAAUGUUGAUUGGACUUGGUUGGUAUUUCAGUAUUUAAUUAAAGAGUUGGUGGAAACCUUG
Fundulus heteroclitus (mummichog) is the source of this 4525-nucleotide messenger RNA. RefSeq names its product nephronectin a (gene npnta). NCBI's taxonomy places the organism in Eukaryota, Metazoa, Chordata, Actinopteri, Cyprinodontiformes, Fundulidae. The record is from RefSeq and is a predicted model, not a curated record. The coding region runs from base 51 to 2324 and encodes 757 amino acids. Gene Ontology annotation, cellular component: membrane. Gene Ontology annotation, molecular function: calcium ion binding. The transcript has 14 exons.